Messenger RNA from Zingiber officinale, 741 nucleotides. RefSeq names its product heterodimeric geranylgeranyl pyrophosphate synthase small subunit, chloroplastic-like. Bases 1 to 741 code for a protein of 246 amino acids. Gene Ontology annotation, biological process: isoprenoid biosynthetic process. Gene Ontology annotation, molecular function: prenyltransferase activity. The record is from RefSeq and is a predicted model, not a curated record. The transcript is spliced from 2 exons. NCBI's taxonomy places the organism in Eukaryota, Viridiplantae, Streptophyta, Magnoliopsida, Zingiberales, Zingiberaceae.
AUGAUCUCCGAGAUCGAAGAGGUGUUUGAUGCCACGGUUCCCGUCCAAUACCCAGAGAGCAUCCACAAGGUAAUUGACCAUGUCGUUCUCUCUCCUGGAGCUAAGCAUGCAUUGCCCAUCAUGUGUAUUGCAUCCCGUGAAUUCGUUGGCCUCCGCUCUACUGGUUUUCCUAUAGCCUGCGCACUUGAGAUGGUCCACGCCGCCUCCCUCGUCCAUGAUAACCUACCCUGCAUGGAUGCCUCCCCGCUCCGACACGGCUAUCCCUUUGCCCAUGCCCUGUUAGGCAUCGACAUGGUUGUCAUCACUAAUGAUCCACUGUUUCCCCUUGUCUACAAGCAUAUCGUUACCCAUACUCCCUCGCCUGACCCCAUCCCGCUAUCCAUCAUCCCUCUAAUUCUCACGGAGAUCACACGUGCCAUCGACUGCAUCGGAAUCAAUGGCGUAGCCAGCUUGAACAACUGCCCUGGGUUAAAAAUGCUGAGCCCACUGGUGGACGACGUGCUAAUGGAGUCCAACGAUAACACAGGGAAGAUGAGGAGCAAUGUGAGCAUCAUUAAGGUGGUUCGAAUGGACUGCAGAUUAGAGUUGGUGGAAGAAGUUAGGGCAAAGGCCAAGAAGGAGCUUGAGAAGUUCAAGGACAAGUAUGGAGAGAAGGUGUUGCCUUUAUAUAGUUUUGUGGAUUAUGCCAUUGAGAGUUGCUUCAUGGUUAAAGCAGGGGCCUUGAAUCCUUUUCAACUAUAG